Rhincodon typus (whale shark) is the source of this 456-nucleotide messenger RNA. Its product is annotated as gastrula zinc finger protein XlCGF71.1-like. Gene Ontology annotation, biological process: regulation of transcription by RNA polymerase II. Gene Ontology annotation, molecular function: RNA polymerase II cis-regulatory region sequence-specific DNA binding; DNA-binding transcription factor activity, RNA polymerase II-specific. Lineage: Eukaryota; Metazoa; Chordata; Chondrichthyes; Orectolobiformes; Rhincodontidae. The coding region runs from base 1 to 456 and encodes 151 amino acids. The transcript has a single exon. The record is from RefSeq and is a predicted model, not a curated record.
AUGCAUGAGCAAGUUCAUACCGGGAAGUCUCCAUUCGCCUGCUCAGUGUGCAGGAAGAGAUUCACUCACUCCUCAAACCUGCUGAUGCACCAACGCAUCCAUGACAGGGAGUGGCCGUUCUCCCGCAUCGAUUGUGGGAAGGAAUUUAGUAAGACGUGCAGGCUCCUAAGGCACCAGGGCAUACACACCAGGGAGCGGCCGUACACCUACUCCGAGUGUGGAAAGGGUUUCACAAAUUCAUCCGAUCUUCUCGCUCACCAGCGCACUUGCACUGGGCAGAGGCCAUUCACCUGUUCUGAGUGUGAGAAAGGGUUCAGCCAUACAUCCAGCCUUCUGUGCACCAGCGGAUUCACACCAGGGAGACACUAUUCGCUUGCUCGGUGUGUGGCAAGGCAUUCAUUCAGUCAACCCAUUUUCAGAGGCACCAGCAGGUUCACCAGCAACUGCAGGGGUUAG